AUGUCUGAUUCUAUGAAUAUCAAUGAAGUUCUCCAGCAAGCACUCUCUAUUACAGAAACUCAACCUGCUGAUGCUGAAAAGAUACACGUAUCAGACACUAUAGAAAAUAAACCAAGUGCCCCUCCCAAUGUCUCAGAGUCAAAAAUAGAAGCAGUUUCUGUCCCUGAAGUACCCACAGAAAAGAUACCUUUGAAUAAAUCUACCACAUGUAUAUUUACAAGUUUUCUUCCCAAAUCUCAAUUUUGUGUUGGUUUAUUUGAAAACUUGAGAAACCUAGCUGAGAUUAUAACUGAAAUCAACACACAAUGUUCAGCAUCAGAAGAAAGUUAUCUUCCUAAAAUUGGAGAAUAUGUAGCAGCUUUGUUUGAAGGUAGUUGGUAUCGGGCUGAGGUUUUAAAUAUCCUGGAUGAUAAAAUAACAGUUCUCUUCAUAGAUUAUGGCAAUAACAGUGAUGUUUCUGUGAAAGAAAUACGUAAAUUGAAUCCAAGACAUCUCAAAUUACCAGCUCAAGCCAUCACUUGUUCAUUUGAUGGUAUAGAUGCACCUCUUUCUAAAGAUCAACAGACUCAACUUGAAGGUAUAUUACAUGAGGACAAAUUGAGUGUCCAGGCUUCCAGUGUUACUGAUGGUGUUUACAGAGUGACUGUUAUAAUGUCUGAUUCUAUGAAUAUCAAUGAAGUUCUCCAGCAAGCACUCUCUAUUACAGAAACUCAACCUGCUGAUGCUGAAAAGAUACACGUAUCAGACACUAUAGAAAAUAAACCAAGUGCCCCUCCCAAUGUCUCAGAGUCAAAAAUAGAAGCAGUUUCUGUCCCUGAAGUACCCACAGAAAAGAUACCUUUGAAUAAAUCUACCACAUGUAUAUUUACAAGUUUUCUUCCCAAAUCUCAAUUUUGUGUUGGUUUAUUUGAAAACUUGAGAAACCUAGCUGAGAUUAUAACUGAAAUCAACACACAAUGUUCAGCAUCAGAAGAAAGUUAUCUUCCUAAAAUUGGAGAAUAUGUAGCAGCUUUGUUUGAAGGUAGUUGGUAUCGGGCUGAGGUUUUAAAUAUCCUGGAUGAUAAAAUAACAGUUCUCUUCAUAGAUUAUGGCAAUAACAGUGAUGUUUCUGUGAAAGAAAUACGUAAAUUGAAUCCAAGACAUCUCAAAUUACCAGCUCAAGCCAUCACU
Messenger RNA from Lottia gigantea (owl limpet), 1170 nucleotides. RefSeq lists its product as hypothetical. The record is from RefSeq and is a predicted model, not a curated record. Lineage: Eukaryota; Metazoa; Mollusca; Gastropoda; Lottiidae. The annotation marks the transcript as partial. The transcript has a single exon.